Molecule: messenger RNA, 1536 nt
Organism: Rotaria sp. Silwood1
Lineage: Eukaryota; Metazoa; Rotifera; Eurotatoria; Philodinida; Philodinidae
Source: the annotation of a GenBank genome assembly
AUGCCCUUAUCAGUUAACUUAACUGAUAAAUCAUAUUGUUCAAUUAAAAUUAAUCAACUACUAAGUAUUAAUGUAGGACGCAUUAAUCAAAUUUAUUUUAAAAGAAAAUCUAUUAAUGCAACAUUUUUAUUUCAACAAUUAGAUUUAAUGAAAGAGAAUUUCAAUCUUACUUUCUAUUUUAAUAAUUCUCUCGAAGAUAGUUUUAAGAAAGCCAAUUAUACUGCAAACCGUUUUUCAAGUUAUUUCACAGCUAUUCCAUCUGUUAAAUGGACAGUUAUCGAUUCAGAAGAUUUAAUUAAAACGAAUCUAAUCGAUUGUGAAAGAAUCUUGACAAAUUUUAUAUCAUUAUUAGAACUUAAUACUUUGUCUUCAGAACUACAAAAUAUAAUUCAAUAUGACUCUUAUCAGUUUAUUGAAGAUUCAACUUGGUGGGAUCAAUCGAGUGUAGCUGAACAUAUUCUAACAAUGUCAAUACCAUCUCGUCCAUCGAAUUUAACAUAUUCUAAUGAUUUUUAUUAUUUACAUGGUAAUCGACCAUUUGCACAAUAUCUAUCUGAUAAUCGGCAAUGUUAUAACGAAGGUAUAUUUGCUCAAAUGCAGUCUGAAACAAUUACAAAUCGUACUUCAACUGAUGAACCAAAUCGAUGUUUAUCGAAACCAUUUGAUUGUGCUUUUGGUGAUUUAUAUUCAUUUAACGAUCGAGAGCAACUAUAUCAACAAUCGAAUAAAAAACCACUUAAAUGUGGUUUUGCCAUUCCAUCUAUUUUUGAUAAAGUUAGAAAUCGAUAUAGUCGUAAUCAUACAUGUCAAACUAUAAUUUUUACGUGUAUUACAAACUGCUAUGAUCCUCUACCUGAAGUGAAAGGUGAAAUCUUACCGUCAUUCUGUUUUGUUGCUUUGCUUGACACACGAACACUUAGUGCUUAUAAAAAACUCUAUUCAAUAAAUUCUAGUUUCAAAUGGGAUUUAAUUGAUUUAGGCAAUGAUUCUACACCAUUUAGUGUUGCUGCAAAAUCACCAGAGACAUUGAAGAUUAUUGGACAACGAAUGUUUCCAGUAGCAAAAUGGAUUAUUUGGAUUGACGGCAAAGGAAGUAUUAAUGAUAUUAGCGGUUUAUUAAAAGAAGCAAGGGCUCCAGUCAUUGGUGCUUCUCAUCCUGAUCCAAGACGAACUUCAGCAUCUGAAGUGAAUCCUACCAUUGGUCGUGUAAGUAUGGGAGAAAAAGCAUUAUCUAAAAGACUCAAUAAUUCUAUACUGGACAUUAAACUUCAAGAAAAAGAAUAUCAACGUGAUGGAUUUUAUUCUCGUUCAGAUCAACUCAAAUUAAAAAUGUAUGAUAUUGCAAUAUUUUUAUAUAGAAAUAAUCAUCCGUGUACUGUUCGUUUUUUAUGUGGAUGGCAUAAUGAAGUAAAUUAUUUUUCAUAUCGAGGACAAUUAUCAGUUUAUUAUUCAGCUGUCCGAUUGAAUUUAACUGAUUACUUACAUUUUUUACCAAAACGGUUUUAUUAUACUGUUGGUCAUCGUGUAGUUUGUUAG